Messenger RNA from Aethina tumida (small hive beetle), 2787 nucleotides. RefSeq names its product P2R1A-PPP2R2A-interacting phosphatase regulator 1. NCBI's taxonomy places the organism in Eukaryota, Metazoa, Arthropoda, Insecta, Coleoptera, Nitidulidae. The coding region runs from base 213 to 1076 and encodes 287 amino acids. Gene Ontology annotation, molecular function: protein serine/threonine phosphatase inhibitor activity. The transcript is spliced from 3 exons. The record is from RefSeq and is a predicted model, not a curated record.
UGAGGUCGUUCGCGAAGCUUUUUGACAGGACUUGAAAAUUUCUCAACAACCAGCUUAGAUAAGAAUUUUCAUCGUCGAUUUCGACGCGUCCGUACGAAUUUCGGUUAGGGGUCCCGGGACCCGGUGCUUCGGCCGAUUGUGCACGUUAAUCGCGGCCGGUGAAAGUCAAAUGUCCCCUACAAAUAGAUACCGAGUGGUGGCAGAGAUACCGAAUGUCAUCAAUAAAUUCCCAAUCAGUGGCAAUGGACGUUGACACUCCAGCCAACGGACCCGGUACAUUGAAAAGAUGCUCCAGCGCUCCCAUGAUCAAUGAGACGAAUGCCAUCAUGACCACGGCGAACCCAUCCACAUCGACGGCGAGGGACCCGCAGCCCUUUAAUCUGUUCCACAAUCCCGGACAGCCGAGGACGAGGAGGUUCAGCGCCAGUUUCAGCCCAGUUCCAGGAUCACCAGUAUCGAAUUUGCGCCUGACGCCGCGGAUCAACCAGCUGAGACAGGAGGAGCAUGCCGAUCUCAACAAUUCGCGGGAGCUGGCGCACGAGAAGGAGCUGCACCACACGAUGCAGAUAUCCCAGAGCUGGGAGGACCUGAGCAUAAUGAACGAGACGCACGGCGAACAGAAGAUGGCCAAGAUGGUGCCGUUGCACGUGAACCUGCCGCCGCACGGUCUCCACUGCAAUUCGCCGUCCCCAACUCGUCUCAUAUCGCCCAACUAUCAGUCGCCGACGCGGACGAGGACGUUCAUCAGGCGCAGCGCCUCGCCCGUCCUGCGGCCGAGUCCGUUGAGCGCGAAGAGGAAGUUGGACGACGACAAGCUGCUGGACUGUCACAUGAGCCCGAGGGCGAAGCGGGUGCACAGUUAUUCGGCGUCCGAUCGCGGCGGUCUGCUCACCACCACGCCGAACUCGUUGCCGGGCUCGUUGAGUUCGGUGGGAACGCCGGAGUCCCUGUCCAGUGCCGACUCGCCGGGUUUCACGUUCCGGAAUGUCGACAGCCCGUCGCCCAGCCGCGCUUUGCCAUCGGAACCGAUGAUUGUUUCGAAGAACGAUCACGACAUGACGGAGAGUCCGAGCUAAUUGGUUUAUUGGUUGGAGCACGUCUGUUUGUUCGUUCAUUCUUCUCUAAUUUAUUUAAUUGUUUUGUAUAUAUACUCUGAUGUGGUUCUUGUGGAAUUUUCGAGACCAAACUGCUUGGGAGAUUAUUGAGGAGGUAUAAAUAAGCUUGUGGACGCCCCCCCUGUCGAAAGAACACCGCGAUUUAUUUUUCUAACGUUAUUUUCAAUUGAAGGGAUUGUUUUCGUUUUUGUCCAAAAGCUUUUAUUACUAAUCCUGGUGUACAUAUAUUUAUAAUUUUCCAAGUGCAUGCCAUACAAGUUUUAAAUCGUGAUCUUCCAAUUUUUUGUACAAGCUUAUUGUCAGUAACAAGAUAGUGCAAGAUUAUGAUGAAGACUAAUUUAUUUUGCAAUAUCUGCACUACUAGUUUUGGUGCAUGCCAAACCUUUAACAUUGUGUAAUAACUUUUAGCAAUUCUAACGGAAUUUCUUUACACGACAUAAGAAAUAUCUAGUCUAUAAUUGUAAUGUUAACAUUAAUUUAAACAUAAAAGACUCUUGAGGUGCUAAAAGGACUGGCUCUCUCACCAGUCAUUAUUUUUCUUCCCUUAUAUUUCACUAGUACCUAAGUACUAUUUGUAAAUUUAAUGCCAAAAUUAGCCAGAGCAACCACACAUUUUUAUGACACUGAACUUAAACUGUGGUUGCUGUAAUUUCAUCCCACUGUUCACCUGGUUUGCAAAUUUUGAUCGGAUUAAAUUUGAGCAUUCACUGAAUGAGUUGAACGAAUGCGCCACCAAAAGGGGAUCAAUUUUGAAAUCAGGAUGUUCAGUUUUAUAAAACACGGUCAUUUUAAUAACCAAUUUUUGAUAUAUACAAUCACUCAUUUCAUCAGUAUUUUAUUAAACUAUAAUUUAUGUACCAAUAUAAAUGUUUCUAAAAUAAAAUGAAUGUUUACGUUACAUAUUGCUUUUUUAAAAUGACUUUGUUUAUGCAGGGUUGGGUUUUAAAACAAUGAAUUCGACCGAUUUAAUUUGAAAUUAUUGCAAAGAAGGGUUUCUUUAACAGUUCAAUGUAAAAUGCCAACCCUGCCUGAUUCAUAUUUAUAUCAUUCCAUGCAUCUUAAAAUACAGUCCAUGAAUUGUCCUUUUUUCAGGAAUAUUAAGUCUUGUUGCAGUUUUUUAAACGUAUUUUCUUGUUAUAAAUGUAACCAACAUUUGUAUACUGAAUGGAUACAAAAUCUAUUAAUAAUGUUUUAUUAAGUUUGAAUUUUUCGUGUGAAUAAUAAUCAUAGAUUGUUAAACGAAUGUCUUGCAGUUGUUUUAGUACGAAAUUCGACAAAUAAAAUGAGAUGAAUACUCGUUAUUAAGUUUUAUAGAGGGGACUUUUGUUUGACCAAUCUAUUAUGUUGUAUAUUAUUAGCGGUAGUGCCUCAUAAUCAACUUUUAUACAUAGAUUUAUCAUACAUAGACUGAUUUAAUUAAUUGAAUAAUUCAGUAUCAAUAUCUGAAAGAUUUGUUUUUAGGACACGCACUGAGGUAACGAUUUUCAAAUACGGAGUAAAUGUGUUGCGUUUUUCAAAUUUUGAAACUGAAUUCAAGAAUCUAUUCAUUUUGUAGUCAGUACAAGCUGGAGUUAAAUAUUUUCAGUGUAAAUAGUUUAUCAUAUUGUUGGCCAAUGUAAUAAAAUAUUCUUUAAGCAAGAUAUUAUUUAACAAAUAUAUCGACAAUUAAGAA